Messenger RNA from Amyelois transitella, 1081 nucleotides. RefSeq lists its product as uncharacterized. The record is from RefSeq and is a predicted model, not a curated record. Gene Ontology annotation, molecular function: chitin binding. The coding region runs from base 185 to 901 and encodes 238 amino acids. Lineage: Eukaryota; Metazoa; Arthropoda; Insecta; Lepidoptera; Pyralidae. The transcript is spliced from 2 exons. Gene Ontology annotation, cellular component: extracellular region.
ACAACCAUAAAAUGUUACGAUUUUCUAGUACGUAAGUAACUUACCUACAAUAGGAAUUUUGUUUUAUAAAGCAGAGGGCGCUGUAUUCAGGGACAGUCAACUUUCGCGCUGCAAUCAAUUAAAUUGGUUUUCAAGUGCAAAAAUAGUGCUUCUGUGUUUUGUUUGGAUUUUUCAUACGCAGGAAAUGGAGAAAGUCACUUUACUUGUGUUAUUUGUUGCACUCGGUUUCUGUAACUGCGCAGAUACAAAUACAUGCACAUCAGAUGGGCGAUUCAUAACUGAUAGUUACUGCACCAGCUAUACUGUUUGUGUUAAGCAAGCCACUUCAUUCGUUACUUACACCAUCCCAUGUCCUAAGGGCCUCAGCUUAAAUCUGAACUUGGUUUGUUCCAUCACCGGUGCCAAAUGUCUUCCUAGUUACUCUUGCACGAGCCUUGGAAACUUUUCAGAUUCAACAUCUGCGAGAAAUUACAUUUCUUGUACCCAAGGGUUAGGUGAUUUGAAAAUAGCAAUAUCUAUGGAAUGCCCGAAAUCAACGGAAUUCAAUGCAGCUUCGGGAAUAUGCGAAGAAAAUUUAACUCCUAUUACUACAACAGACUCUCAACCAUCUAUUGAAACAACUGUGCCAUCUACUUUAUCACCUAUAAAUGAGCUCUCAGGUGCCACAUUAAAACCAUCUGCUGAGACAACUACUAUAUUACCUAUUUUGCCAUUUAAUCCCAGAAAUCCAAUAAAUGAGCUCUCAGAUGAUACAUUAAGAGUGAUUCCUCCAAUUUUUACUACCACCACACAAAAGAUAACUCCGAGAGCAGCUAACAACUCAGUAAAUAAUGUCGCUUCCUACAUCAUAGUUCUAGCAAUUUUAUUUUGUAAUAUGUUUACGCAUAGAGUUGAAGCGUAGUUAUCAUAAUAUACUUAUGUUCCGAUCUAAUUUUCGAUUUACGUAGGUUCUAUAAAGUCGAAACAUGUAAAUAUAUUUUUGUGUAUUCUUGUAAGUAGGUACCUUAUUAAUAACUUUUUACAUCAUUAAUCUUAUAUGAAAUCAUGACGGACGCAUUUAGGAUUCGUACAGUACCUAGUC